Pocillopora meandrina is the source of this 1404-nucleotide messenger RNA. NCBI's taxonomy places the organism in Eukaryota, Metazoa, Cnidaria, Anthozoa, Scleractinia, Pocilloporidae. The record is from the annotation of a GenBank genome assembly.
AUGGCGACUAGUAGCGAUAGCGUUGAACUCGAAUUUUGGCACAAAAAUAUAACAAAAAUACCCAAAGUUACAAACUCUUUUGUUGAGGAUUUUGCUGAGAAGAACCUACCGAUCAAAGCCACUGUAACAAGAGGAUAUAAAUUCUUUCACGAAGAAUAUAUUCACGAUAUUGAAGGUGAGCCUCGUUGACCUCGUGGUAGCUUUCUUUGUUUGACUGUCUUUCCAAUAUUUUGUUUCUGUGCUCAGUGUUUUGAGUUUUAACUCUUUUCUCGGUUUUUAACAGUAAAACUUUGCAAGGAAGAGGAUUCAGGAGUAGUGGCUCGGGCUAAAUGCUUCAGAAGUAUGAAAAAGAACGAAGAUCCUCACAAGUUGUCUGUUGUGUUCGAGAGCUCCUCUAUUGAGGCUAGCAUCAACAAGUAUAUGUGUAGUUGUGCUGCUGGACAAGGUCUUUGCCAUCAUGUUCUUGGAUUGCUCUAUACUCUUGCCCAUUUCCAGCUAUUAGGCUUAAAAAGUGUCCCGCCAAUGGUUUCUAAAACAUCAAAGGCACAGGUAAAAUUUAAUAAUAAUAAUAAUAGAUUUGAUGAUAAACAAUAAGAAAAAACAGUCAUUAAUGUAUAGAGAUUUGACUGUAUCUUACCAAUAUUUUUCCUUAAAAACUCCUUUUAAUCACACUGCUGUUUUUAAACAUAACACAAUAAGCAAUUUUGAAUUCAUAUAGUAUAUUUGUAUAUUAUUUUUUUUUUGCAGAGAUGGCAUAUCCCCAGUCGUAAAGAGGGCAUUAAAGCAAGGCCAGUGACAGAUUUGAUUAUACAAAAGUCAAAGCCAAAAGAUAAAUUGCAUGAACCUAAAAAAGAAGAAAAGGUGUGUGGUGUGGCAAGCACGAUCUACAAACCCUUCCAGCAAUCAUUAAGUAGCCUUGACUUGACUAGUGUGCUGUCGCCACAGUUUGAAAAUCUCAACAAUCAACCUGGAUUUAUGAGAAUAUGGGAAGAUGAACAAAGUGAGCCUCCAAUUUUAGUAGACUCGGCCUUUGGAAAGGUGCCAAAAGGCUGUGUCAUAAGCUAUCAACAGCCAUUGAAAGUUAAGAGCAAUAUUAACAUACAGCUACCUGCAUUCAACUUUCCAUCUUUAAGCUAUCCAGAUACAGUGCUCAAUGAAAAACAAGACCUUUUCUUCAGCUCCCUUGCAAUAUCAGGUCAACAGUCUAUUGACUUUGAAAUGGAGACAAGGGAACAGUCAACUACAACAGCAUGGCAUGAACUAAGGAAGUUUAGGCUUACAGCUUCAAAUUUCAAAGAUAUAUGCUCAAGAAGAAAAGACCAUGAAAUCCUUUCUACGCGUUUACUAAAGGGAAAAGUAAUCCAAACUGCAGCCAUGAAAUAUGGGAUACAAAAUGAGGGGUAG